UCCAGGGCUCUGGAAGCAUCUGGGACCCCGGCCACACAAAAUCCCAAGUCCUUAAGGUUCUUCCAGAGGGGCCUGGUUAUCCUUGGAGGACGAGGGGGAGGACGAAAUGGCCUUCAAGGUCCUUGGAGUUCCCUCCAAGCCCAUCCUAAGCGAUACACGGCCCCGACGUGAGAAGCAAGAGACACUAGAACAGGAUUGGAGGAGGCUUCUUCUUCGGCCUCUUUCUUUCUCUCUUAAUCGGCCUUGAACAGGCCUAAUAGGUAGAACAAAUCAUGUAGGGGCAGAAGGAAGUGUGGAACGAACUUGUGAGUUCGUUCCCGGAGCCUCGACUUGGACUUGGUUGGUUUCUUCCCUCAUCAUCGACAACACGAUAGAUAACAACACAACUCAACCAUCUUGGGGAAAUUUGAUUCGAACGCGGAGGCACUACUUCUUUGGGCUGGAAUGCUUUGGGCGACAAUCCAAACUGUCAUCUCCAAAGCAUGAGACAUCAAUUACAAUUGUGUGAGGCUGGAAAAUCAUCCUGAGACUCGACAUCCAACUUGCAACAUUGAAAUAAGGACCCAAAGAACAAUCAAAAUGUCCGGACUCGUGAAUAAGGAUCAGGCUGACGAGAUGACUGUGGAAGGGUUUGCAUUUAGUCCCCUCAAAUGUCUGCUCACGGUCUUCACCGUGGUUCUGACAGGUGGGCUGUUCCUCAUCUUGUUGACCUGGAGAGCGGACAUUAAACUCAAUUGUGUCUACACUAAAGUACCUUUGAAAGAGGCCAAGAAGGUUCUCUUGAAGGACAAGUUCGAGCAGAUUUUUGAGGAGGAUGUGGUGUGCAACCCCUCGGGGGAUUUCUCCAACAAUGCUACACCAAUUUGUUCGUUCUUCAUCAACAAGAAGAUCAAAUAUGUCUGGGACAGUGGAGCCCGGACUUUCGUUAAACUCAAGAACGUGGACGAGUUCAUGAAGCAAUCGGAUUUCCACAAGUGCAAAGAGGGACUUGGCCAACUCACAGUCACAGACAGGUUGCAUGAGUAUGGACCGAAUCUGAUUAAAAUCAGUGUGCCACCGGUGCUCUACUUGGUAUUCCACGAGGCCUUAAAUCCGUUCUACUUGUUUCAAGCUUACACAGUUAUUUUAUGGUCCAUUCAAAUGUACUGGAAAUUUGCUGUUAUCAUUGCAAUAACCUCGGUGCUGUCUGUGACAGCCAGUGUUUGGGAAACGAGAAAACAAAAUCGAAACUUGAGGGACAAGAUGAAGUCCGAAUCCUCAGUGUCCGUAUUGAGGAAUGGAGCCCAGACCGAAUUGUCAUCCGUGGCAUUAGUUCCUGGCGAUGUCAUACUGCUUCCAACCACUGGAGGGGUCAUGAUGGAAUGUGAUGCCGUUUUGGUGGAGGGCACUUGCGUUGUUAACGAGUCCAUGCUCACUGGAGAGUCGAUCCCGAUCACUAAGAUUUCCAUUCCCGAUGAGGACACUAUCCACUUUGCAUACGAUCUUCAACGUCAACAUGUUGUGUUCUGUGGAACUGAGAUUCUUCAAGGCAAGGCCCAAGAGGGGCAUUUCAUUAAGGCUGUGGUCAUUAGAACGGGUUUCAUGACAACCAAGGGUGAAUUGGUCCGCGCCAUUUUGUUUCCGCCUCCAUUGGAUUUCCAGUUCCAUUCGGACUUUCUGAAGUCAAUCUACGUCUUCCUCUCACUUGGGCUCAUUGGCAUGGCCUAUUCUUUGUACAUGUGGAUCUCAAAUGGGGGAACAAUUCAAGAGUGCCUGCUGAACAGUUUGGAUAUCUUGACAUUUGUUGUUCCACCCAUUCUCCCGGCAGCUCUGACAGCCAACAAUGCCUUUGCUCAAAAAAGACUCCAGAAAAUGGAGAUCUUCUGUCUUCAUUCCAAUCACAUCUGUCUUUGCGGUGGAAUUGACGUUGUGGCUUUUGACAAGACCGGAACUCUAACCGAAGGAAAUUUGGAUUUGGCUGGGGUUUGCGAGUCGAAAAACGCCAAUUUUCAAGAGACUCAAGCAGAUCCAACUCUACUAGCCUUAGAUUCGAGACUCAUCCAGGCUAUGGCUACAUGUCACUCUCUAAUUGAACUCAAGGGAGAGUUGACAGGAAACCCUUUAGAUGUUAAACUAUUUGAUGCCAUUGAAUGGGAAUUAAAAGAACAACACAAUAUGGGAAUAAACCCUGACUACGGAAUGGCCACACCCACUCUUGUAUCUCCUCCUAAAGGCAGUAGAAAUGGAAGCGGUCACAUCAAGACAGCUCCCUCCAAUUUGGAAAUCGCUAUCCUCAAGACCUAUCCAUUUGAUUCUGCUGUGCAGAGAAUGACCACGGUCACGAAAAAGAAGGGUGCCCAACAAUUUGAUGUGUACAUCAAGGGAGCCCCAGAGAAGAUCGCUUCCACCUGCAAACCUGAGACAAUUCCGACAGAUUUUUCGAGCACAUUGAUGUGGUACACGAAGCAGGGUCUACGUGUCAUUGCAGCAGCCCAUAAGCCAUUAAAUGCCAACUAUAAAUGGAAGGAAGUCGAUGAUCUCACACGUUCGGAUUUGGAACAGAAAGCGGAUUUUUUGGGAUUGAUCAUCAUGCAGAACCUUGUGAAGGCCGAGACCUAUGCUGCAAUUAAGGAAUUGCACGAGGCCGAUAUCAACACGGUGAUGGUCACUGGGGACAACAUUCUUACGGCUAUUAGUGUAGGUCGCGAUUGUGAUUUGGUCAAACCAGACCAAACCAUUAUUCGGGUAGAAGCCGAGUUGAGUCCCAAUACCUACACACCUAGCCUCAAUGUGGCAUAUAUGUUGGAAGAGAACGAAAAGUCCAACAUUGUCCAUGACUCAAAUUUCAUCAAGUCAGUCCAAGAAAAGAAUUACGUAUUUGCUUGCGAUGGCAAGACCUUUGGAUUGAUUCGGAACAAUGACAAAGCAUUGCUGGAUCGUAUCGUUCAACGGGGAAAGAUCUUUGCUCGGAUGCUGCCGGAACAGAAAAUCCAUCUGAUCGAGUGCAUGAAGGAUCUUGGCCGGCAAGUGAUCAUGUGUGGGGACGGUUGUAAUGAUUGUGGAGCUCUGAAGACUGCUCAUGCUGGGAUCUCACUCUCCAUGGCAGAGGCUUCUGUAGCAGCUCCCUUCACCUCACGCAAUGUUCAUAUUGGCUGUGUCCCAUAUCUCAUCCGGGAGGGCCGUGCCACCAUGGUCUCAGCGUUUGCCUCUUUCAAAUUUGGAGUUGCAUUUUGUUUCACCCAACUCAUCGCAGUUCUUAUGAUCUUCUACAUUGGCACUGAACCAAGUGAUAAUCAGUAUUUGGUGGUGGACAUUGGCCUGGCCGCUUUACCUAUCAUCAUGAUUGGGAAUUGUGGCCCUCAUGAGAUCCUGAUCAAACAGAAACCCAUGCGGCACCUACUCUCAUUUUUGCCCUUAUUCUCGGUCAUUUCAUUCCUAUUCUUCCAGACACUCGGCUAUGUCGGAGUUUGGUUCUAUGUUCAAAUGCAAUCAUGGUUUGUGCCAUAUAAAUUUGAACCGGGACUUUGGCCUCCAAAUCCCAGCUACGAGCAGACCUGCAUAUUUUUGUUGUCCUGUUGUGCGGCUGUGGUCGCAGCUAUAGUUUUUUCUAAAGGAUCUCCCUACAGGAAACCUCUGCUCACAAAUGGAAUUAUGGCCGUUUGGACGAUCGCUGCGGUAGCUGCCACUAUUUUUAUGUCUCUGUACGAAUCUCAGGAUUUCGCAGAGCGACUAAAUUUCAAGAUUCCUCCCAGUAUGGACUUCCGCCUUGUGAUUGUCGGAGUUAUGGUUUUCAGUUGUAUUUUCUGUUACCUGUGGGAGAUUUAUUUUAUCGAUGGGGUCCUAUUUGCCAAAGUGCUGCCUUGGUACAAGAUUCAUAUUCGAGGUCCUCACCUUCCUUUCGAAAGAUUGGAGGAGGAAUUGCGAUCAAAAGCAGGCUGGCCUCCCAUUGGAGAUUGCAAAAACAACGAAAUCAAAAUUGCUGUUUCCAUGCAAUCCGGUUCCUCUUCCUUCAGGGUGACCACUCCUACUACUACCACAACCUCCUCACAAAACAAAAAGACCCCAACCAGCAGCCAUCCAAAUGAAAUCCAAGGGGGCGUGGCCACUCAGAUCCGCCAUGCCUCCCGUGAAGUCACGCGGAACAUCAAAAACCGUUGGUCAGCCGGAUCACCCCAACAAGAGGAAGAGCACCACCUCCUAGGGGCGACUGAAACCCCCACAGUCACUCCUCGUCCGCAAAGAGCGGCUCAAACUGACAAGAACACGUUGCCCCCUUCAUACAGUCUCAGUUCGAUUGAUGACGCCACCCCUAGUUCGUCUCAGUUGCAAAGGGUUAUCAACAACACCCUCCUCCCCGCCCACUCCCAUGAGUCCAAGAUGCUUUCAAGCUGGGACCAGCACCAACAGGCGCAGCCGCAAACACAGCAUCUAUCUGGCUCGACAGCUGCGACUGGAUUGCUCGGCUCCUCAGCGGACAAAAAGGAGACCAUUUGCUAGUAAUGGGUCAACCAUCUCCUUUCAUUACAUCUGCUACAUCUUCUUGCUCACCGUAGUUUGAUACUUUUAGCUCACUUGCUUUUUCGUCUUCGGACUUCUUUCCCUCACUUCAUUUUGAAAGUGUUUUCUUCCUCAAGCCACAUUCUUACAUCCAACUUUACAUAUUUUGUCCCCGUUUCUGUACUCUUUAACCGCGAUUGUCUCUAUCAUUGCGUUUUCUCAGCAAAUUCAUGAAAUACGUGCGUGACCCUGUCAGUAGAUGUAUAUACAUGAUACAAAUAAGGUAACUUUGUGGAUACUGUUAAUGAAUUGUGUAAAAUAAUCUUCUUGAGGGGAAAUGAGUGAUUCUUGCACUUGUUUUCAAAAGGCAUGAAGACAAAUAUUGCAAAGGCUUGUAAAAAAACUAGUUCUGUUGUUUCUCCACCACAUUUGACUUGAUUCGUAUUAUAGACUAACAAUGAAUGUAAACGGACUCUCAUUGAUCACAAUUUCGAACUGCAUUUUCGUGUUAAUUGUACAUGUCUUUUGAAUAUUCUCUAAGCUUAAGGAUUGAUGAUGAUAAUUACAGAAACCCUUGCAAAUCUUGAAGAAAAUCGUUUAUGAAAGCUUGCUGUUAUUAAUAAUAAAUAAGGUAUUGUUCCAAUUGUA
Tigriopus californicus is the source of this 5124-nucleotide messenger RNA. Its product is annotated as polyamine-transporting ATPase 13A3-like. Lineage: Eukaryota; Metazoa; Arthropoda; Copepoda; Harpacticoida; Harpacticidae. The record is from RefSeq and is a predicted model, not a curated record. Gene Ontology annotation, molecular function: ATP hydrolysis activity; P-type transmembrane transporter activity; polyamine transmembrane transporter activity. Gene Ontology annotation, cellular component: membrane. The transcript is spliced from 19 exons. The coding region runs from base 580 to 4476 and encodes 1298 amino acids. Gene Ontology annotation, biological process: intracellular calcium ion homeostasis; polyamine transmembrane transport.